CAUUAAUUAUCUUUAAUUUCGUAUUUGAGGCUUAAAAAAUGGCAUUAUCAAAAAGUUUGCUUCUUCUUGGUUUUACUUUUGCGAUUGUUCUUCUCAUUUCCUCUCAGGUCUCAGCUCGUCGGCUUACAGCUCGGACUUAUCCACCCCAGCAUGCACCGAUAGGCAAUUAUGAAGAUGAAAAUGAAAAUGAACAUGAACAUGAAUACAAACACGAAAACAAACACGGACAGAGACAUGAGUACAAAGAUAAAAAUGGCUACGUACAUGAAAAAAAAGAAAAAAAUGGACAUGGACAUGAAAACAAAGAUAAAAAUGGCCAUGGAUAUGAACACGAAGAUAAGCAUAAACAUUAUUCACAUGAACGGAAAAAGGAUAAUGAUCGUGAACCCGAGGAUAAUCAGAAACAUUCACAUGAACGGAAAAAGGAUAAUGAUCGUGAACCCGAGGAUAUUCAGAAACAUUCACAUGAACGGAAAAAGGAUCAUGAUCGUGAACCCGAGGAUAAUCAGAAACAUUCACAUGAACUCCGCCAAGAAAAACACCAUGAAAACAACAAAUACGACCGAAAAGGAGACAAUAAACAUCCUGGUGUGGUCACCCGAAAAGAGAAGAAAAUGAAGAUUAAUUGAAUUAAUCAACAGAAUAUUUCCUUUUAAAAAGGCUACUCUCGAUUAAUUAGCAUGUUUAUUGUUGCUUAAAUAAUAAUUGGUGCCAAAGUAAGGCCAUAGGUUUUAGCCAUAAAUGGACUUCUUGAAUUAUAAUAUUCAAGUAUUGUCGUAAACUUUUUUUAUUUGAUGUUAUGAAUGUAUAUAAAAUUAUUGUUUCUUUCUUGUC
Molecule: messenger RNA, 834 nt
Organism: Mercurialis annua (annual mercury)
Lineage: Eukaryota; Viridiplantae; Streptophyta; Magnoliopsida; Malpighiales; Euphorbiaceae
Exons: 2
Coding region: 39-629 (196 amino acids)
Source: RefSeq, a predicted model, not a curated record